Messenger RNA from Umbelopsis ramanniana AG, 1799 nucleotides. RefSeq lists its product as uncharacterized. NCBI's taxonomy places the organism in Eukaryota, Fungi, Mucoromycota, Umbelopsidomycetes, Umbelopsidales, Umbelopsidaceae. Bases 1 to 1719 code for a protein of 572 amino acids. Gene Ontology annotation, molecular function: copper ion binding; oxidoreductase activity. The transcript has 12 exons. The record is from RefSeq and is a predicted model, not a curated record.
AUGUCUCCUGAUGGCGUGAGUCGAACUCUACUGACGGUCAACAACCAAUUUCCUGGUCCAAAGAUCGAAGCUAUCCAUGGUGAUGUAAUCAGAGUGCAUGUUACGAACUUAUUGGAUGAACCAACCAGCAUUCAUUGGCAUGGAAUUACACAAAGAAAUACGCCGUAUGAGGAUGGCGUAGUAGGAGUCACCAAUUGCCCUAUCCCACCUGGCCGUAGAUAUGUUUAUGAAUUCAAUACUACGGGAAGCUGGGGAACAUUUUGGUGGCAUUCACACAGCGGUGCACAAUAUACAGAUGGAUUGUAUGGGCCGCUAGUUAUUCACAACCCCGAAGCCGAGCCUUAUAUCAACGACUACGACGAAGAGCGUGUACUUAUGCUAUCUGACUAUUACCAUGUGGAGUCCCCUACAAUGCUAAGAGAGUUGCGCAAGUUAGGUGCACUAGAGUCUUUCCCAGACAAUGUCAUAAUUAACGGCAAAAACAAUGUGAAUUGCAACUUGCUUGAUGUACCAGAGGGAAGAACGUGCGAGUCGAACGUAACCAAUAUUGAGUCGCUCAAUUUUGAGCCAGGAAAGCGUUAUCGACUUAGACUAUUAAAUACAGGAACUUUUGCCAACACGAUAUUUUCCAUUGACAACCAUACCCUAACUAUAAUAGAGGCCGAUGGAACCGAUCUUAAAAAAUACACAGUAGAUCGAAUUACUGUUCAUGUUGGUCAACGAUACUCUGUUAUUGUCGAGGCGAACCAAACUCCACAAAAUUAUUAUAUGCGAGCAGAGCUGGAUAGGCAAUGCUUUUAUACACCAGGUGUUGUUUUGGUUCCCGAACUACCGAAAGCAAUUGGUACAGUUCGGUACGUAAAUGGAACGGACACAUACAUAAAAUCAAUGCACCACCUCGAGGACACUGGUCGCCACUGUCAAGAUAUGGACCCAAGCGCCCUUGAAAAUUACUAUCCACAGGCUGCCCCAUCGUACUCACAGUCGAUCACCUUAUCCAUGAGAUUUGGUAAAAACAAAGAAAACGUGCUUCGAGGAUUCCUCAACAAUGUCACUUUCAACAACCAUCCAAAUUCACCUACAUUAUUGAAUAUGUGGAGCGUUCAGGAUAGUCUAUCAGGCGAUAAUUUAAUAUACCACAUCGAAGAACCUCAGUAUAUCCAGGUCGUCAUACAAGGAACACCUACCGGUAAUGAGCACCCAUUCCACUUGCAUGGCCAGGAGUUUUACCUUAUGGGAACAGGAACUGGCACUUACAACUAUACCCAACACGAAUAUCUUUUGAACUACGUAAAUCCCGUUCGGCGGGACGUAGCUACUAUACCUCCACGAGGUUGGGCAGUUAUAAGAUUUUAUGCUCACCCAGGAGUAUGGUUUUUCCACUGUCACAUGGAUUGGCACUUGGAAGCUGGAUUAGCAGUUCAAUUCGUGGUUAUGCCUCAAGCUAUUCAAAACCUCACUAUUCCUGACAAGGUUCUGGAUCAAUGUACUAGUGUUGACUAUGCAUAUACAAGAAGAGCUUACCUGGCUGGUGAAGACCCCAUGCAUGGUGUAUAUAUUGAGGAACUGAAGAAAGACAAGCCAUCACAGGGCUGGGACGAUAACGUUUGGAAGGAGGAACACAAGUUGAUGGCAGACGUGUCUUUCCGUCGUACAAAGCUGUUGCGUGUUGGUGACCAUCGAGACCCAGUAACAAACGCUGUCGAAAUAAAGGGAUAGACAUGGGGUAUUUACCAUGGAAUUGAAGUUGUCAUAAAUGUACAUUUGGGAUAAUAAUAAAUGUCCCUGUUCAAACGGCG